This is a messenger RNA of Micromonas pusilla CCMP1545, 820 nucleotides long. RefSeq lists its product as uncharacterized. NCBI's taxonomy places the organism in Eukaryota, Viridiplantae, Chlorophyta, Mamiellophyceae, Mamiellales, Mamiellaceae. Gene Ontology annotation, cellular component: RNA polymerase III complex. The record is from RefSeq and is a predicted model, not a curated record. Bases 77 to 772 code for a protein of 231 amino acids. Gene Ontology annotation, molecular function: DNA binding. Gene Ontology annotation, biological process: transcription by RNA polymerase III. The transcript has a single exon.
CCGAUGCAGGGAUUUUGAAUUGCGAGCUCAAACAUUGCCUCCUUGACAAACGCUACUUUACUGGUAAAGCAAAAAAAUGACCAUUGGACACGCAGAGUCAGAGGGCGUCGACCAGUUCACGGCAUCCAGAGAUCAGAAAUUCCCCGACCGUGGAAGUGCCUCUUUCUUUUCGAGCGAACCACAUGGGUUAGCUGCAACACGCUCUAUUAAUGCGUCACGCGCCGAGAGCUCGACGACUUUUCAACGUAAUAUAGAUUUAGGCUCUCCGGAGCACCCUGAGCUUUUGAAAAAAACACUUGAAUUGACGGAAAAAUCUUCUGACGCUGUGGAGUGCAAGUCAGUGAGAGAUGCUCUCAUGGGUACAGGUAAUGGCCGGUAUCUCGUCUUGCAGCUCCCACAUGAUUUGGACCACUCCGUUGAGUUCCUUACGAUGAGAAGCCCAGGUGAAGCUGUUAUUUCCCAGGGUAAGGCUGACGCGAACUUGGUCACUGAUAGCUCUAUUCAGGACCAGUUGUUUGAACCGACGAGCCAUAAGCUUUCAUCUGAAGCUGAUAGACAGGUUGGAGAGCUAACUUUACAAAAUGACGGCACUGUUGAGGUCAGAUUUACAGACGCAGAAUUCGACGUACUACAUGGUUCCUCAUAUGCUCACAGUGAGCAGUUUACAUGUAUAGAUAGUUUGGAGUCAACUUGCACUUUUCUUGGUCAGGUUCGAGGUCGACUAGUGUGUGUACCAUGCCUGCCAGGGCCGAUCCAUGAAGUUAAGGAAUGAACGUUAGUCACAUGUUACUUGAUUAUGAAGCUGUGGGCCAUAUUUUAU